AUGCCUUUUUCCGAGGAGUGGAACAUGAAGCGUACAGGCAAAGAUGCGAUUUUGAGGCCCUCGUCUGUCGAGGAAGAGGCUUUGGCCUCUGUCCCGAAGCCGGUGAAAGAUAAUAAGAGGAAAAGGGCCUUCGUUCCCGAAAAGAAAGAAGCUGCUCAAGCCCAAUUAUCAUCAGCCAAAGACCAACUUCAAAGUAUAAAGGAGAAAGGCUCAGUUCAAGCAAGAAGAAUAGAGGAGCUCGAGGCUCGAUUUGCCUCUGAACUUGCAAAAGCUGAGUCUGACGCCGAAAAGGCAAAGACCUAUGCAGAUGCACUCAUGGCCCAGAUAAAAAGGGAUAAAGAACUCGAAACCGAUGCUGAAUCCUUGGCUUUCGAUGAUGAUGAUGAUGAUAAUGAAGAAGAUGAUGAGAGUAAGAGCGGGUUCGAGAACGGGGGGGAGCCCGGUGGAGAAGAGACUGCUUCCGGAGAUAGCCAAGAAACUUAG
Molecule: messenger RNA, 483 nt
Organism: Nicotiana tabacum (common tobacco)
Lineage: Eukaryota; Viridiplantae; Streptophyta; Magnoliopsida; Solanales; Solanaceae
Source: RefSeq, a predicted model, not a curated record